Eleginops maclovinus (Patagonian blennie) is the source of this 1236-nucleotide messenger RNA. It is a transcript of the gene prlh2r, whose product is annotated as prolactin releasing hormone 2 receptor. Lineage: Eukaryota; Metazoa; Chordata; Actinopteri; Perciformes; Eleginopidae. Gene Ontology annotation, cellular component: plasma membrane; neuron projection. The coding region runs from base 16 to 1236 and encodes 406 amino acids. The transcript is spliced from 2 exons. Gene Ontology annotation, biological process: G protein-coupled receptor signaling pathway. The record is from RefSeq and is a predicted model, not a curated record. Gene Ontology annotation, molecular function: neuropeptide Y receptor activity; neuropeptide binding.
GUUCUGUCUGCAGCCAUGGACUGGAAGAAGUCUUCAAACUGUUCCAGAGUCAACUCCUCUACUCCAGCCUCUUCUUCAUACCCACCCAUGCCUGACUCUUCACCCACCUUGUCCUCCUCCUGCUGCAACUCCUCUCAUCCUUUCUUAUCCACGGCCCCAUCUUUUUCUGGUCUGGACCUACUGUACGACCUUAAGCCCAUCUUUAUCCCCCUUUACUCUGUCGUGGUGCUGGUCGCCUGCUCCGGCAACCUCCUCCUGCUCUUUCUCAUCUGGAACAACAAGAAAACACACAACACCACAAACUUCCUCAUCAGCAACCUUGCACUGGGCGACCUGAUCAUGUGCAUUUUCUGUGUCCCCCUGACUGCAUCCUACGCUUUUGACCGGCAUGGAUGGGUGUUUGGUCACCACAUGUGUCUUUUUGUCUCCAUCAUGCAGUCUGCAGCCGUCUACGCCGCCGUGCUGUCCCUCAUGGCCAUCGCAGUGGAUCGUUAUGUGGUUGUGGCUUAUCCCAUCCGCAAAAGAGCAGGGUGCCAGUUCUGCUGGGGCCUGGUGAUCCUGAUCUGGCUCUCCUCUCUGGCUUUAUCAACACCUACAGCCCUGCACACCAUUCACCUGGACCUGCGGGCUGCGGGGCUUCAGAUGGCGGUGUGCGAGGAGUUCUGGGAUGGCCAGGAGCGAGGCCGUCUCAUCUACUCCUGUUUCAUUCUCUUCUUCUCCUACUUUGUCCCACUGGUUGCCGUCUCCAUCUCCUACUGCGCUAUAUCCUAUCAGCUGAAGCAGAGGACCAUGUUGGGCUUGACGGCAUGUCAAGAGCUGAGAUCUGCAAGGUCUGCAUGGAGCAGGCGGAGGAGGAAGACCUUCUACCUGCUGCUGGUGUCCGUCCUCUGCUUCGCUUUCUCGUGGCUUCCCUUACAGGUGGUGAACCUGAUCCGCGACCUUGACUCAGACUUCUCAAUUUUGGGGAAGAAUUACGUAAACAUCAUCCAGGUUUCGACUCACCUGAUCGCCAUGAGCUCCGCUUGCUACAACCCUUUUAUCUACGCCUCAUUGCACAACAAGUUCCUGUCCUACAUGUGUCGCCACCUCCUGCCCCAGAGGAGAAGAAAAGGAAAGGACAGGGGUCAAAGGUCAAGCAUCAUGACAAUGUCACACAGAGUGCUGCGCCUCCACACCUCCACAGAAAUACCAGGAGCUGUUGUACUUAACACCAUUCCUCAAGACAGCUACGCUUAA